AACAAGAAAAGGAGGCAGGCGGAAGGCGGGGUGACGUGAUCCAUCCUCUGUGACGUACUUUGUCACAGAGACUCUGCCGUACGAGGCCUAAAUUUAUGACGUCAGUUUUUUUUCCCUGGCGGACACUUAUCAUAGAUAUUUUGUGAACACUUUCGGGCUGGAUACAAGCCUAGUGUAUCCGGUUGUAUUUAUAAAUUUGUGUCAAAAGGGAUUUUGACCAAACUCGCGGAGUAACUUUCUUCUGUGUUGAUUUUGUAAAAGUCUAAAUACGAAUUCUCCGAAGCCCACCCCGUGAUCGGGAGCUGUUCGGUGGCCUUUGAAAGAUGUCACUUGGUGGUUCUCCUGUGACCCUCGUCCAGCUGCCAGGGGGCCAGUUACAGGUUCAAGGAGUGAUCCAGUCUCCACAGUCAUCGGUCAUUCAGGCUCCACAGACGCAGACUUCCCAGGGUUCAGAUAGUGAGGAUUCACAGGAUUCGUCGGAAAGUGGAACCACACCGCAAAAGACCCGAGAGCUCCUGGCCAGGCGACCGUCAUACAGGAAAAUCCUAAAUGAACUUUCAUCCGAGGGCAUCACGCACAGCGAGGGGAAGGACAGCUCGACAACCACGGGAGUGACGGGCGUCACCAUACCCGCCCCCAUCUAUCAGACCACCACCGGCCAGUAUAUUACCGUAACUCCGAAUGGAACCAUCCAGUUGACGAAUCCCGGACCUGAUGGCAUUCAGGAACUUCAGGUUGCCAUGGCCAACCCUACCGGAGGCCAGCAGGGCACGACGAUCCUCCAGUAUGCUCAGACCCCUGACGGCCAGCAGAUAUUGGUACCAAGUAACCAGGUGGUUGUACAGGAUGCAGGGGAAGAAGUGCAAACGUACCAGAUUCGUUCCACGCCCACAUCAGGCUCACUACCCCAGGCCUUGGUGAUGGCCUCGUCUCUAGGAUUGCCUCAGAGCAAAAGCGAGGAUCCAACUAUGAAGCGGGAGAUUAGGCUUGCAAAAAACAGGGAAGCGGCCCGGGAGUGUCGGCGGAAGAAAAAGGAAUACGUCAAAUGCCUUGAGAAUCGAGUGGCAGUGCUUGAGAAUCAAAACAAAACCCUGAUUGAGGAACUCAAAAGCUUAAAGGAACUGUAUUGCGUGAAAACGGGAUAAGCUGCGCGGGUGCAGAGACUGUGUCAGCGGGAACCGCUCUCGGCUUUUUUAAUUUUUUUUUUUUUUUGACACGCUCAUGUUUCUGGGAACGCUUCAGGUUGAGAUCCACGAUCUUUUUACUCGAUAUAGCAAUGAUAUAUACCUAUAUCUAAACGAAUUUGGACUUUUUCCAGCUAUUUUUUUUAUGAACUAAUACUAUAACAUUUAUAGUUGUGUAUAUUUUUAAACUGGGAGGUUUGAAAUGAUGAGCUUUUGCUUUUUUGACUCUCAAUUUCGAAAAGUUGUUGUUGAAUUUCUAAAUGUUCUUGUUUAAAAAAAUGCUGUUUGGUGUGUGUGUGUUGUGUGUGUGUGUUUGUUUUUUUCCCCUUUUUUUCUACCAACAGCAUUUACAGAAUUGACUGUAUUAGUUCUAUGAGAACAUGUUUGCUGCACAGAAAUUUCUCGUAUUCCCAAUAAGGAAAUGUUACAGUUUUCAUUCCUAAUCUUUGUGCAAAGGGACAUAAAGGGUAAACGAAAUAUUGUGUGAUUGUUCAUUGACCUUUUACUGUCUUAGACAAUCUGGACCACGUUUUGGUAUUUUUUUGCACAGUGUCUCGAGGGUGAUAUUUUCUUUCCUCAUGGAAAGGGGAGGGGGCUGUGGAACAGUGUAUGAAAUGUUGCUGUUUAUGUAAGUAAAUAAUAUAUAUUUUCA
Molecule: messenger RNA, 1836 nt
Organism: Hippocampus zosterae (dwarf seahorse)
Lineage: Eukaryota; Metazoa; Chordata; Actinopteri; Syngnathiformes; Syngnathidae
Gene: atf1
Product: activating transcription factor 1
Exons: 7
Coding region: 324-1145 (273 amino acids)
Biological process (GO): regulation of transcription by RNA polymerase II
Cellular component (GO): ATF4-CREB1 transcription factor complex; nucleus
Molecular function (GO): RNA polymerase II cis-regulatory region sequence-specific DNA binding; DNA-binding transcription factor activity, RNA polymerase II-specific; protein binding
Source: RefSeq, a predicted model, not a curated record